Molecule: messenger RNA, 5781 nt
Organism: Thermothelomyces thermophilus ATCC 42464
Lineage: Eukaryota; Fungi; Ascomycota; Sordariomycetes; Sordariales; Chaetomiaceae
Exons: 4
Coding region: 1-5781 (1926 amino acids)
Biological process (GO): intracellular protein localization; endocytosis; retrograde transport, endosome to Golgi
Cellular component (GO): membrane; Golgi apparatus; endocytic vesicle
Source: RefSeq, a predicted model, not a curated record
AUGGCCUCGACCGCGGGCACGGACGAGCCCGGCACCAUCAACGGCGACACCCCGCGCACGUCGAUUGGAGCGGCGGCGGCGGCGGCGGCGGCAGCAGCAGCAGCAGCAACUUCGAACCCCGAGUUCGAUGUCGCCAAGCUCCAAGGGCUGCCCACAGAGCAGCAGGAGUUGUCUCUGCUGAGCUUCGUAUCGACAUUGAGCAAGCAUGUCCUCAGCCUCCCGCCCGACGACUGCACAGCGCAGCAGUUCUACCUCAAGAAAGAGAUCUUCAAGAUCAUCAACCUCUCGACCCCGCCUCCUACGAGGGUCAUCCGCAACACGCUAGCGAAAUGUCUUGGGCACAUCUUUGGCAAGGGAGACCGCAAGCUGCUUUUUGAGACAGUCAACGACCUAUCUGGGAUCAUCUCGAGCGGGAAGUCGAAGAACGAGGGCGAGAUACGCACAAAACAUGCCGCUGUUGCGUGUCUCGGCGAGGUCUACGCCGCCGCGGGCGACAGUGCCAUCAACCUCCACCAACUGGCCUGCUCGGCGCUCUUGAAACUCCUCAAGUCAUCUUCGAGCAAUGCCGGUCUUCGGGCCUCCGUGUUCACCGCUCUGGGCAAGAUCGCGGCUAAGCUGGGCGGGAGCUUGGACGAGAGCAUCGCGAGGGAUAUCUGGAAGCAGGGCCGGAGCUAUGCCACAAGCGACAAGGGGUCACUCGUCAUCAUCACUGCGUGCCGCUGUCUGCGUUCGCUCCUGCAAUUCACGCCCUACUUCCAGACAUCUAGCGACUUUGACAGCCUGCGGUCUUCCAUGUUCAAGACGUUCGAUUCUCCCUCCUCAAACGUACGCUCGGCCGCGGCCGACUGCUUCGCGGAGGCUCUUGUUCGAGGUUACUCGGAAUCUGCCGUCGGCGAAGCACCCUUGGUGCUAGUCAAGAGGACCAAGUCGAAGGCUGCCAAGCGACAGUCCGCGCAGAUCGGCACGCUGCAAGACGACGACGAGUUUCCACCGCGUCCGGAGAGCCCAGCGCCGACCAAGAAGUCCCAGAUUCUGGCCCUGUCGCUGCUCGAUAUGCUCAAGACCCUAUCGACGCAGUAUGUCCGAAUGUCGACCUCGAACCGGUCCAGGGCUGCGAUCGCUGUCUGCUAUGGCAACAUGUUUCGGAAACUCGGAGAGAAGACAGUAGAAAGUAACUACACACGGAUCGUUGAGCACUUGACGGUCGAGAUUCUCGGGCAUAGCACCAUAACCAACAACCGGUACCGUCUGCUGAUCUCUCGGCGCAUGAUCGAAAUCAUCAUCCAGGACGUCGUUGGAAAGAAGAUCCUUGGAGAGUCGGGCCAGACCAACGCGGCGAAGGCCCUCCUCAACGACAUCAUCAGGAACUAUCCGCAGGCUCUCAAGGAGAAGCCCGAGCCCGCAAAACAAACGUUGGCUGUUUCAUUGAGCGCCCUCGCGUCCCUUAUCAACAGCCUGGGUUCGGCAGCCAGUAGCUUCUCAGAAGCGUGCCGCGACGGUCUCAUUCAGGUUCUGCAGCACCCGAGUUACACUGUCCAGGUCCGGGUGCUGACAAUGUCGACGAAUCUGCUCAAGUCGAGCGGCAGUUCCGAGCUGCGCGUGGCGAGCACACAGAUCCAGGUUGCAUGGACUCUGAUCGGCGGGCUCAUGUCGCUGGGGCCAAACUUUGUCAAGAUCCAUCUCUCACAGCUCCUUCUCCUGUGGAAGAACGCCCUGCCCAAGGUUCUGGCCAAGGACAGCUCCAUCCAUCGGAAUUAUCUAAACGCCUCCUUCCUGACGCACGUCCGGGAGUGUGCGCUGAGUUCGAUCCUGGCCUUCCUGGAGUUCAACAGCCGUCUCCUAACAGUCGAUGUCUCGAAACGCAUCGCGACAAUGCUGCAGAGCACGACAGCAUUCCUGAAAACGCUGCCGUCGAAGAAGACGGCGGAAGACAUCAGCGAGAGGCUAACACCGUCUCUGCAACUCCAAGAUUUGGAGAUCAUGGUACAGCGGAGAGUCCUGCAAUGCUACACAAAGCUGGUGAACAUUAGCCCGCCCGGCGGCACCGAAGCGCUUUUACAAUCCAACCUUCUCACUUUAGCCAUCUCCCUCUUUGCGGAUCCGGAUAACUACACCCCGAGCUCGCUCAGCGCAUCGAUCGCAAAUACGGCUUCGACGUUCGAGUCGGUUUGGGAUAUCGGCGACAACUCCGGAUUCGGCGUCACCGGUCUCGAAAGUGUGCUGGAACAGGUCACGACCUUCAUCGCUGCCGGAUCGCUGCAGAGGGAUCCUGGCCGCAAGGCUGCCAUCAACGUUAACGUCGCCACCGCUCUCCUCUUGAUCUUGCGGGUGGCAGUAAAGGAGACAAAGUCGCCUCCAGGGGACGUGACCAAUGCGGCCGUCGAAAAGCUCAUCCAGGAGCUGCUUCGUGAUUUUGUGCUGGAUCGGGACCCGUACCUCCGGAGCAUCGCCUACGAGGCUGUUGCUCGGCUCUGUGGCACAUGCGGCAAUGCUUUUACAAACCAGGAGAUCAAGUAUCUCAUCGACACCAUUGUCGUCAACCGAGAACCUAGUGCGAGAGCCGGCUGCGCAAUGGCACUCGGAACCAUCCAAGCCAAGAUCGGAAGUAUGGCGGCCGGCUAUCACCUCAAGGCCGUCCUCAACAUCCUGCUGUCGUUGUGCAACGAUCCGCAUCCCACCGUCCACUACUGGGCGCUGGAAGCGGUCGCGCGGGUGGCUGACGCUUCCGGCCUCGGAUUUGCAAACUACGUUUCUGCGACGUUAGGAAUGUUGGCCAACCUCUACUUCUCCGAGACGCACAAUCCGGAGGUCGCUUUACCUGCCUCGAUGAACCUCGAAGUGGAGUCUUCUACGUCUGCGGCGAUCGCCCACUGCGUGGAUUCGCUCAUCAAUGUUCUCGGUCCUGACCUGCAGGACUCUACCAAGUCAAGGGAGCUGAUCCUUACCCUUGUCGGAUACUUCCAGCAGGAGGAGGAUCUCGAGGUGCAGAGAGCCAGCCUUGUCUGCCUAGAGCACCUUUCGCUGUACGCUCCCGGCUACGUAAACUUUGCGGAGUAUGUCAAGACGCUGCAAGGCUAUCUCAGUUCGGAGAAUACCGCGCUCCGAGACGUUGCCGUGGAUGGCUUGCACAACCUCAUGAAGCGGGACCCGUACGACGUCAUCGAGGCAGCAGACAAGGGAUUUGAAGACCAGCUCUGGCUGGUUCUCGACUCGGAUCCCAGCCAUGACGGGAUGCGCAACACCAUCCGGAACUGGAUGCGGCAGACGUGCCUUGCCAAUACGGCCGCCUGGCUGGCGCGCUUUCAACAUGUCUUGAAGAUGACCAGACCGAAAGAUACGAGGAAGGAGACGGCCAAGACCGCGAAACCGGGCGCUGGCCUGGACCUGCAAGACGAGGAGGUGGCCGGAUUCGCCGCGGCGCCGGGCGCUAGCAAAGAUGAAAAGGACGCGCUUAGCGGUCCAGACGUCGAGCCUCUGAGGUGGCAGGUUACGACCUUUGCCAUGGACUGCCUGAACGAUAUUUUCAUCCUCGUUGCCAAGGACGUUGCCACGAACGGAGAGUCUGCGGCCCAGGCUGCGCUGCAGAGCAAGAUCGCCGACGUCGUCAAGAUGGCCUUCUCGGCGUCCACUUCCGGGGUUGUUGAGCAGAGGAUCUGGGGCUUGAAGAUCAUCGGCGCCGUCCUCAAGAUGUUUGGCAAGGUGCCCGACCCCGACUUCGAGGAGGCCAUGCUGCUUGAGCAAUACCAGGCUCAGAUCAGCUCGGCGCUCACCCCCGCAUUCGCGGCCGACUCUUCGCCCGAGCUGGCUGCCGAGGCCGUCCAUGUCUGCGCCGGCUUUAUCGCUACCGGUAUCGUCAGGGAUGUCGACAGGAUGGGGCGGAUACUCAAGACGCUGGUGAGCUCGCUCGAGAACUUUAGGUCCGAAGACGAGAAUGCUGGCAUCGGUGACUUGAAGGGGCUGAGCUCGAAUGCCCGGGUCAUGGUCAAGAUGGCUGUGUUCGGCGCCUGGGCUGAGCUCCAGGUCGCGAGCUCGGAGCAGAGUUACCUGGUGGACGUUCUCAAGCCGCACAUUGGCACGCUGACGCCGCUGUGGUUGGAAUCUCUCCGGGAGUUUGCCCGGCUGCGCUUCGAACCGGAUAUUUCCAUGACACUGGGACCCCCCUCGCUCUCUGGGAGCCUGGACACGGUGUACGCGGCGCUCAACAGAGAGACGCAGCUCAAGUUCUACCAGGACACCUGGCUCAAGCUGGUGGAUGCCAUCGCCAGCCUGAUCGGUCAGGACAGCGACUUCGUCUUCGAUGCGCUCGACGGCAAGGAGGUUACCGGCCCCAACGCCAACGGCACCUCGCGGGGGCUCGACAUCAACUACCGCGACGAGCCAGUUGCUUUCUUCUUCGUGCUGUUCGGCAUCGCAUUCGAGGCGCUGGCCACCAAGUCUGGGCAAAGCGAGUCUCUGGCGACCCAAGAGCAGACUCUGGAGAUCCUCACCGCGCUGAAGAAGAUCUUGCACCCGAGCGUGUCCGGUCAGGCAAUCUACCGCGAAGCCAUCUUCUCCGAGACCAUGGACCUUCUGGAUCGCCUCGUCCUUACGGAAGGGCUUGACGUUCAGGGUGUCAUUGUCGAGAUCGCGAGGGAUCUCUGCUUGGCCCACCCGGCGGCGAGGAAACACGAGGAAGCCGACAACGGCGAGCUAUCGGAGGAUAUCGAGCAGCUGUUUGAGCUCACCCGCAUCAUCGUCCUCGUUCUCUCCGGCUUGUUGCCGAACCUCAGCGAGAACCCCCAGCCCACCCGCCAUCAGAUGACGGAGGAGGCGAUCCUGCUCAUCAAGACGUCGCUCAACGCACUGGUCGAUGCCGCCGAGGUGUUCCCCGCCAUCAUCAAGACGGACCUCUACGCCUGCAUCAUCCACAUCUUCGCCACUAUCCUCGCCACGCCUUCGUGCCAGGAGGUGAUCGUGCCCCAGUCCCUGCCGACCCUCAAGCGGUUUAUUACGAGCAUGUCCAACUCCAGGCAGGCUUCGGAAGACGGCGAGUCGCAGACAGACGUCCAGCUGCUAGGAUGCCUGCGCCGGUUCUUAUCCAUCUACCUGAACGCGCAGAAACGCGAGGCUCCUACCUCUCUAGCUUGUGUCAAGAACUGCCUGCUGGCACUUACGGUCCUCUUCACCGCGGGCAAGAACCACCUACCGGCGAGCGAGCCCCUGGUGGCGCGCUUCCUCGAGGAACUCUUGGACUGCCUAACGGACCGCAUGACGGCAAAGAUAGCCGCGUCCUGUAUCCGCACCCUCCUCCUCCAACCGAACCCGACGCCGGCCGACCAGACGCUCGCCCGCCACCUCCUCCCGCGUCUGAUCGCCUUCGUGACCGACACGGACCCCGAGGACCCGGAGCGGGCGCGGGGCCAGGUCGCGGCGGCGCUGACGGCGUACGUGGCCACGGUGCCGUCGGACCGCGCGCCCGUGGCCGUGGCGCUCGUGCUGCCGGCGCUGCUGGCGCGCGCGCUCGGCGAGGGCGGCGGCGGCGGGGGGGCCGGGGGAGAGCAGCAGAAGGAGGUGUACCGCGAGACGAGCGGGCGGCUGCUGGAGCUCGCGUCGGCCGACCAGGCCGCCUUCCGCGCGGUCGUCGGGGCCAUGGGCGAAGGGCAGAAGGGGUUCCUGGAGGAGGUCAUCAGGGCCGGGAGGGAGGCCGCCGCGGCGGCGGGCGGCGCUGGCGGGGUCAAGAGGGAAGGGGAGGGGACCAGGGAGCCGAGCAUCGCGUUGAAGAUGGACUUUGGAGGGUCAUGA